CUGUGCCCACUUUUUUAAGUCAAAAAAUGGAUGUGCUUGCCUUGUCGCUUCUCUUCCUCGUCGUACUCCUCUGCUCUCUCCUUCUCGCAGGAGGCCGAGAAGCAAGAACCAAUCCGGCGAUCCGGAAGCUCCCGCCCGGCCCUGCUAAGCUCCCGGUCAUCGGUAACCUCCACCAGAUACGCGGCAAUCUGCUGCACCAGUCCCUAUGGGAAAUCUCCAAACAGUAUGGCCCGCUCAUGCACCUAAAACUCGGCCAAGUCUCCGCCGUCGUCGUCUCCUCCGCCACCCUCGCCAGGGAAGUCCUCAAGACCUUCGACCUCGCCUGCUGCUCCCGCGCCCACAACGUCGCCAGCUCCGAGAUCUCCUACGGCCGCUCCGACAUGGGCUUCAUCCCCUACGGCGAGCGCUGGAGGCAGCUACGCAAGCUCUGCACCGUCGAAUUCUUCAGCGCCAGAAAGAUCAACUCUUUUGAGUCCGUAAGGGAAGAUGAGAUCAAGAGAAUGGAGAAGCGUAUCUCUUCUCGCAUCUCGAGCUCCCUCGCCGUCAACGUGAGUGAGCUCGCCCGGUGCUUCUCCUGUAACACGACAUGCAGGACGGCCUUUGGUCGAGACAUCGCCGGCGACGACCUCAACGUUUGCGACGUGAUCAGGGGAGCGCAGGAGGUGUUGGCUAGCUUCUUCGUGGCAGACUACUUUCCCCUGUUCGGGUGGGUCGAUGUGGCGACGGGAAUGAAAUCCAAGCUUCGGAAAUCCUUUCUUGAGCUCGACGGCAUCUACCAGAAAUUCAUCGAUCGCCAUCUCGACGCGAAGAGUCGAUCAGGAAGUGAAGAGAAUGAGGAUUUAUUGGAUGUUCUGCUUCGGUUGCGGAAGGAUGGACAGCUGACAGAGGAGAACCUCAAAGGAAUUCUUAUGAACAUUUUUAUAGGCGGGACGGAUACUUCGUCGGGGGUGGUGGAAUGGGCGAUGGCGGAGCUCAUCCGGCAGCCGGAGUUGAUGAAGAGAGCCCAAGAAGAAGUGAGAAGCUGCGUGGGGAGAAGCAAAGGGAAGGUGGAGGAGUGCGACCUGCACCAGCUUCACUACCUCAAACGAAUCGUCAAGGAGACGAUGAGGCUGCACCCGCCGGCGCCGAUGCUCGUCAACCGGGAAAUCAUGCACCCGGUCACUUUAAGCGACGGGUAUCAAAUUCCUCCCAAGACUAUGAUCUAUGUGAACGCAUGGGCGAUCGGCAGGGAUCCGAAUGCAUGGGAUAGACCGGAGGUGUUCGACCCAGAGAGGUUCGUGAAUAUGGAAUCUCCGGUGGUGGACUCGUUUUCGCACUAUGACUUCAAGCUGAUUCCGUUCGGCGAGGGACGAAGGAUUUGCCCAGGGAAGAAUCUGGGGAUACUAAUGGCGGAGGUGGCGCUGGCCAACCUCCUCUACUCCUUUGACUGGAAGUUGCCUACGGGAAUGAAGGAGGAGGACGUGAGCAUGGAAGAAGCGCCGGGGCUCGUUGUGCGCAUGAAGCAUGCUCUGUGCCUCAUGGCCGCCAAAUUUGAGACAAACUGAGCAUGUCGUUGACGACCUUCUCCCAUACUGUUGUGAAAUUGAAUAUGUGGAGACGGUCUGCCUGUAUAAUUUAUGUAUAAUGAAUAAGUGAAUGACAACGUUGGACUUGUAUACAGGAAGUAUCUGUCAUUGAAGAUCGAUAUUGCACUGUAAUAUUUAUACCA
This is a messenger RNA of Zingiber officinale, 1708 nucleotides long. Its product is annotated as cytochrome P450 71A1-like. Bases 27 to 1544 code for a protein of 505 amino acids. Lineage: Eukaryota; Viridiplantae; Streptophyta; Magnoliopsida; Zingiberales; Zingiberaceae. Gene Ontology annotation, molecular function: oxidoreductase activity, acting on paired donors, with incorporation or reduction of molecular oxygen; iron ion binding; heme binding. The transcript is spliced from 2 exons. The record is from RefSeq and is a predicted model, not a curated record.